This is a messenger RNA of Trichoderma atroviride IMI 206040, 1107 nucleotides long. RefSeq lists its product as uncharacterized. The record is from RefSeq and is a predicted model, not a curated record. NCBI's taxonomy places the organism in Eukaryota, Fungi, Ascomycota, Sordariomycetes, Hypocreales, Hypocreaceae.
GGCCUCCCUCUGUUUUGACUCAUACGACUCUUACACCUUCACUCACCCCCUUCUCUCCACUGGCCCAUAUAUACCAUAUAUAAUCUGUUCGUCCCAGCGUCGACUUACAUCCUUACAUACCUUUGUUGCUCUUCUUUCUUUGAACAAGACUCAAUCGUUUAACACCAUCAAAAUGAAGGUCAACACUCUCGCUGUUAUUGCCCUCGGUCUCCUCUCCGGAGAGGCUCUUGGCCAGUCCACCAACACCGGCGCCGGUGCCUCUGCUUCUGCCGCCGUCUCAUCUGCCGCUGCUGCCGGUAGCUCCAUUGCCUCCAGCAUUGCUUCUGCUGCCUCGUCCGUGGCCAGCAGCGUCGAAAGCGCCGCCUCUUCUGCUGCCUCUGCUGCGUCCUCUGCCGCCUCCUCUGCUUCAUCUGCUGCCUCCAGCGCCUCAACUGCCGCUACUGGAUCUACCACUUCUGGCAGCAGCACCAGCACUGGCCCCGUCAGCACCACUGUCACCUCCGUGGAGUCCGGCACUACCAUCCCUGCCACGACCAUUCCCGGAACCACCAACAGCCAAACCACCAUUGCUCCUACUACUGUCCGGGGAAGCACUCGUCCUGCCUCUACUGUCACUUUCACCACCACUUCUUCUACCGGCCUGGCCAUUGCUCCCACCGCUGAUGCCAAGCUGCUGGCUCCCAUCAUCGGUGCUGCCGCCGCCAUGCUGAUGCUGUAAAGCAAUUUUCGUCAAUAUUUCCAUGUUCACUACUACGACUCCUUCCUGGUUUACAUAUUCGUUGGAGGACUUAAUAAUAUGGAGUGGGAAAUGAGGAUGUGGAUGUAAAGGGUUUUGCUUGUCCAGAUACAAAAGAGAAUUUACGCAUAAUGGACCUAUCUACUAAUUAAUUGGUGUGCUUUGGUGUGCUUUCCGUUUUUUUUUUCAAUACCUGUCCACCGGAGACACACGACGGCGUUACUCUUAAUUGACCGCUCAAGUCACUGAUGUUUACGAAGUGUAUGGUGAUUAAUGGUUACAUAGCUAAAGUGAAGAGUUCAAAAACAGAUUUACGCAAUUUCAAACUGGUGGCAUCAUUCCGUGAUUUGCUUAUUCAGAGUUACAUAACA